UUCGCUUUUUGGUAUCCUCUGGUUACACUGUUUCAGUCCACAUCAGCUGAAGUACGUAGAUUAGCAACGAGGUGCACUUUCAUUAGGUUUUUUAGCGACUAAUUUCCAACCAAAAGCUCAACAAUCCGAUUGAUUGUGCAGUUUAUCACAGUGAAUAGCAUAAUGACAGAUCAGGAGCUGCUCUCACAAUUCCAGUCGCUCGGUAUGAGUGAGCAAAAGGCCAAAGAAACUCUGAAGAACGCAAAUGUUACCAAGAAUUUGCAACUCGCAUUGACUGAAGUGAAAGGCGCACCUCUCGGCGAUGGCGUGGGCAUGCUGCUUUAUCAUGUGGCUAGUAAAAUGAAGCCGCAAGUAGCUCACGAGCUUCCAUUACUCGCCCGAUAUAUCGUGGAACGCAAAUUAGACAGCACAUUAAGAGUGGAUGCCGCAAUUGAAUAUAUUUUGAAGAAUGUUCAAAAGAAAGGUGCGUCCCUUAACAAACAAGAAUUCGAAGAGGCGUGUGGAGUCGGAGUGGUCGUGACACCCGAAGAAAUCGAACGCGUUGUACAAGAGCAAGUAAAGUUGCAUAAAGAUGCGCUGCUGGAACAGCGUUAUCAUUUCAACGCAUUCAAAAUUAUGCAAGACGUACGUGCGCAACUCAAAUGGGCAGACGCUAAAUCGGUAAAGUCGGCUAUUGAUGUAGAAAUUUUUGAUUUGCUCGGCCCAAAAACUGAUGAAGAUUUGAAGCCUCUACCCAAAACUGAAAAAAAGAAAGACAAAGCAAAAGUGACGCCAGCUGAUAAAACUAGUAACACCAGCAAUGGAAAUGCGUUAAUUACAGAUAGUGCUGAUGCGGAUAGCAACGAUGGUGCUAAUACCAUAGCCGAACUGAUGAAAACGAAAGUACAUUUCCAUAUACCAGGGGAAAACUACAAAACUGAUGGAUAUAUAGUAACGGAACACACAGAACGUCUACUAAAAGAACAUUUAAAGCAAACUGGUGGUCGAGUGCAAACACGUUUUCCUCCAGAACCAAAUGGUAUUCUACAUAUUGGGCAUGCAAAAGCGAUUAACAUCAAUUUUGGCUAUGCUGCUUCAAAGGGUGGCGUUUGCUAUCUGCGCUAUGACGAUACUAACCCUGAGAAAGAGGAAGAGAAAUUUUUUGUAGGCAUACGCGAUAUGGUCGAAUGGCUGGGCUAUAAACCGUACAAAAUUACACACUCGUCAGACAACUUCCAGCAACUGUAUGAGUGGGCGGUUGUGCUGAUACGCAAGGGUUUGGCGUACGUUUGCCACCAAGGUGCAGAUGAGAUGAAAGGAUUCAAUCCGAAACCGAGUCCCUGGCGUGAACGGCCAAUCGAAGAGUCAUUGCAACUUUUCGAAGAUAUGAAAAAUGGAAAAAUAGAUGAGGGCUCAGCAACGCUACGUUUGAAACUAACUUUGGAGGAAGGUAAAGUCGAUCCUGUUGCUUAUCGCAUUAAAUUCAUACCGCAUCAUCGCACUGGGAAUGACUGGUGUAUUUAUCCUACAUAUGACUACACUCACUGCCUCUGUGAUUCUAUCGAAAAUAUUACUCAUUCACUAUGUACUAAAGAGUUCCAAUCACGCCGUUCUUCCUAUUAUUGGCUCUGCAACGCUCUGGAUAUCUACUGUCCCGUUCAGUGGGAAUAUGGUCGCCUUAAUAUGAACUAUGCGCUAGUCUCUAAGCGUAAAAUUAAUAAGCUUAUUACCGAACGUAUUGUAAGCGACUGGGAUGAUCCACGCUUAUUCACGUUGACUGCUUUGCGCCGUAGAGGAUAUCCUGCAGAAGCAAUCAAUAACUUUUGCGCACAAAUGGGUGUCACAGGCGCGCAAAUUUCUGUGGAUCCCAGCAUGCUAGAGGCAGCAGUUCGCGAUGUACUCAAUGUGAGCGCACCACGGCGGCUUGUCGUUCUUGAACCCCUGAAGAUAACGCUCGCCAACUUCCCACAUGAAAAGCCCAUAGAAAUAGAAGUACCUAACUUUCCACAGAAUCCUGAAUUGGGCAGCCAUCGCAUAGUACUGGAUCGCAUAAUCUUCAUUGAACAAAGUGACUUUAAGCUAGAGCCUGAAAAGGGAUAUCGCCGACUAGCACUAAACCAAACUGUUGGUUUGCGUCAUGCUGGCUUAGUCAUUUCUGUAAAAGAAGUUAAACGAAAUCCACAAACCGGUGAAAUUUCAGAACUAAUCUGUGAAUGUACGCCAGCUGAACAAGCAGAAAAGCCCAAGGCAUUUAUACAAUGGGUUUCACAGCCAAUCAAAUUGGAAGUGAGGCUCUAUGAAAGAUUGUUCAAGCACAAGAACCCUGAAGACCCCAACGAAGUGCCCGGUGGUUUCCUCUCAGAUAUCAAUGAAGAUUCUUUAGUUAUAUUAGAAGCAUAUGCUGAUCGUGCACUAUCCAGCGUUGAAGUGUAUGAAAAAUUCCAGUUCGAACGAAUUGGUUUUUUUUCAGUAGAUCCGGACACUACCACAGAUCACAUUGUUUUCAAUCGUACAGUGGGUUUGAAAGAAGACGCUGGCAAGAAAUGAAUGCUCAAAUAAGGCAAAAGAUGCCUUUGUAAAAAUACAGUUACUGUUAUGUAUUUAAAAAAGAAUGGCUAUUUAUAAAAUCUUUUAAUUUCAUAAAAAAAAAAUAAAAACAAUUACAACCAA
This is a messenger RNA of Rhagoletis pomonella (apple maggot), 2649 nucleotides long. It is a transcript of the gene GlnRS, whose product is annotated as probable glutamine--tRNA ligase. Gene Ontology annotation, cellular component: cytoplasm; cytosol; aminoacyl-tRNA synthetase multienzyme complex. Lineage: Eukaryota; Metazoa; Arthropoda; Insecta; Diptera; Tephritidae. The transcript has 3 exons. Gene Ontology annotation, molecular function: ATP binding; glutamine-tRNA ligase activity. The coding region runs from base 163 to 2526 and encodes 787 amino acids. The record is from RefSeq and is a predicted model, not a curated record. Gene Ontology annotation, biological process: glutaminyl-tRNA aminoacylation; translation.